Messenger RNA from Menidia menidia (Atlantic silverside), 3759 nucleotides. NCBI's taxonomy places the organism in Eukaryota, Metazoa, Chordata, Actinopteri, Atheriniformes, Atherinopsidae. The record is from the annotation of a GenBank genome assembly.
CUAACGCAUUCAUUCAACCUUAUUUCGAAAAUUCAGAAAACUUUGGAAUAUUUUUCCUAUCUUCUUGAACAGGCGAACUGACGUAAGGCCGUCGUCAGUUGGUGACGCUGCAUCUCUUUGUUGGCUUAGUAGCGGCUACGUUUUGUUGUUAUUUUCGCUGCAGCUGAAAAACAGGCUCGGGUAAUUUUGGCUCUCGUAUUGUUUCGCAAGUAACACCUCACACUUUAAACCUUUAGGUGUGCUCGCCACAAGCUGAUAACCACUCUAGGAAUGGACUCAGACGAGGGUUAUAACUAUGAAUUUGACGACGAAGACGAAUGUAGCGAGGACAGCGGCGAAGAGGAGCCCGACGACACCCUGGAGAUCGGAGAUGUGGAGUUGGUCGAUCCCGUGGUAGCCGGUGGGGAAAGAGACGAGGGCGGCGAGACUGGUGUUGGGGGCCAUGGCCCUGGUGAAGAAGAAGAGGAGGACUACCGUUUCGAAGUUUUAACUGCCGAACAGAUCCUCCAGCAUAUGGUGGAGUGUAUCAGGGAGGUCAACGAGGUCAUCCAGAAUCCUGCAACAAUAACUCGCAUCCUUCUCAGUCACUUCAACUGGGACAAAGAAAAGCUUAUGGAAAGAUAUUUUGAUGGAAAUCUGGACAAGCUUUUUUCUGAGUGUCAUGUCAUCAAUCCAAGUAAGAAGCCUCGGACCCGUCCUCAAAUCAACACCAGAUCAUCUGCACAGGACAUGCCAUGUCAGAUUUGCUAUCUGAAUUUCCCUAACUCUUACUUUACUGGCCUGGAGUGUGGACACAAGUUCUGCAUGCAGUGCUGGGGAGAUUACUUGACUACCAAAAUCAUAGAGGAAGGAAUGGGACAGACCAUUUCUUGCCCUGCUCAUAGUUGUGACAUUUUGGUUGAUGACAACACAGUCAUGCGCCUCAUCACAGAUUCAAAAGUGAAGUUAAAGUACCAGCAUUUAAUAACCAAUAGUUUUGUAGAGUGUAAUCGACUAUUAAAGUGGUGUCCUGCACCAGACUGCCAUCAUGUUGUAAAAGUCCAGUACCCAGACGCCAAGCCAGUGAGGUGCAAGUGUGGCCGUCAAUUCUGCUUCAACUGUGGAGAGAAUUGGCAUGAUCCUGUGAAGUGCAAGUGGCUGAGAAAAUGGAUUAAGAAAUGUGAUGAUGACAGUGAAACUUCUAACUGGAUUGCAGCAAAUACCAAGGAGUGUCCGAAAUGCCAUGUGACCAUUGAGAAAGAUGGCGGCUGCAAUCACAUGGUCUGUCGGAACCAGAACUGCAAAGCUGAAUUCUGCUGGGUCUGUCUGGGACCAUGGGAACCUCAUGGCUCAGCCUGGUACAACUGUAAUCGCUACAAUGAGGAUGAUGCCAAGGCAGCCAGAGAUGCUCAAGAGCGCUCUAGGGCAGCCUUGCAGAGGUACCUGUUCUACUGCAACCGCUACAUGAACCACAUGCAGAGUCUGCGCUUUGAGCACAAGCUCUACGCUCAGGUUAAACAGAAGAUGGAGGAGAUGCAGCAGCACAACAUGUCCUGGAUUGAGGUGCAGUUCCUGAAGAAGGCUGUAGAUGUGCUGUGCCAGUGCCGCUCGACGCUCAUGUUCACUUACGUCUUUGCCUUCUACCUCAAGAAGAACAACCAGUCCAUUAUUUUUGAGAACAACCAGGCAGACUUGGAAAAUGCCACUGAGGUGCUGUCUGGCUACCUAGAGCGGGACAUCUCCCAGGAUUCCUUGCAGGAUAUCAAGCAGAAAGUGCAAGAUAAGUACAGAUACUGUGAGAGCAGGCGAAGAGUGCUGCUACAGCACGUGCAUGAAGGCUAUGAGAAGGACCUGUGGGAGUACAUUGAGGAUUGAGGACACGUCCCAAUGCAACGGACUAUUGAGUAUCUUGACAAACUAGAGCGCUGAUGCAAUUUAACAGGGCAGCACGGGCCUUCUGCCGCCUCUCCUUUGGCAAACCAACCACUUUUGCAUCAUUUUUUUUUCCUGGAUUUGUUUAACAAAAUCUUCAAAGUAAAUUAUAUUUAAAUAAAAUGUAGAGUAAUAAAAACAGUGUACUACAGUAUUGUUAGCAACAGAGUGGAGUCUUGAGAAAGCAGAAAAAUCCAUCUUAAACAAUUACAUCCUUUGGCCUGUAUUGUAAUCUUCCCCUAAAAUAUCUUUUUUCAUUUUUUUUGCUUGUGAAUCUUUUCUGUUUUGAUUUUUGACUUUUGUUUUUCCAUUAGUGUGAAAACGUUUCAACACAGCUUUAAUUGUCCUGGCCAUGUCUGCAAUAUGUGGUGAGAUCCUUGUCUGAAUUGCUGAAUAUGGAUGGGCUGAUUGCAAAGAGCAGACAUUUGAGGGGUAGAGGAGAGAAACGAACAAAACACAGCAAGUCUGUAUUUUUCAAUUUGUAAAUAGUCCAUUUGCAUGGAAGUUAAAGAGCAAGAGUGGCACGUGUUUGCAUAAUUUUGAGAUAUUUAUUCUUUACCAAUAUGAAAAAAGGUGUACUUCUGCCUUGUUGGUCGAGUGUGUGAAGUCCUUCCACAAACUGUCAGAGUUUGGAAGUGUUGGCAAUAAGGCUUUCUUCCUACCAUAUUUGGUCGGUUCAGAUCAGAGCACAAGUUACACCUUCAGAAGCUCCAAAUGCAGACUUGAAGAAUUUGUUUUAGUUGUCAAGCGAUCAGAAAAAGGACUCUGUCAAGUACACGAUCAGUCUAGAAAAAACAAUAUCAGUUAGUUCUACAGGUCAGAGGAAGGGUAGAACGCACCGGCCAUGUCCCUCUAUGCUAACCUUUUGCCGAACCCUCUUAGUUUAACACUUACCUAUUUUUUUGCAAGAGCCAUACUGAGUGACAUUCACUCUUUUUUGUUUUUCUGACAUGGCUUGAGGAAGCCCUCUUAAAACUCGGCUUGCACCUUGUGGAUUGAAAGAGGGGAUGGAAUGUACUGACACCGCAUCUGUAGUGCCGCUAAUUUGGCUUGAUCACUGUGGAAGAGGGUUAGGCAUUUGUAUCGCUCUUGGGGGAAUAUUUGGGCAGCCUGAGACCGAUGGUGGCUGCGCCUCUUUGAAGAGAUGUCUUGCCAUCCAGUGAGACUUAACAUUGCUUUAAACCCAACUGCACGGAUGGACUUUAGUGAUCCUAAACAGAGGAGAAAUAAAGGGCAAACUUUAAGGGUUGUUGGGGUGUUUUGUAAUGCUGUUAUGCUUUUGCAUAAGAGGCAGUGUUUUUCGUACAUGGGCUGAGGCUUGAACAUUGAAAUAUUAGUGCCCCUCCAGGUUUGCGUUGUUCUUUCUGGUGGUUGCUCUGGUUGUCAAACUCUCUGCUUGUAAAUGCUCAUUCAUGUCUUUGCAGUUGGGCAGUCUUCCUUAGAUUGACUGGGGGGUACAUGAUUACAACAGGCACUGAUGCAAGUUAGAAAGAUGACACCAAAGUGUCAGCCAUCGUUGAAAUACAUCCUUUGCCUAGUUUCAGAUCUUUGGGGAAUUCUUUCCCAAAUGCUUCUUAUGUGUUCCAACUUAUUAUUUUAUCCUAGCAAAUUAUAAACUGUAUUGUUUAUUUGAAUAAAUGUCAUGAGAAAUCUCUUUUUUGGGAGUACUGUGUGAGUCAUUAGAGCAGGUUUGGUCACAAGCAUAUUAAGUAGCCAAACAUCCCAUGAUGCAUUUCUGCGCUGUGUACCUUGCAAUGUAGGAUACUACAUACCAUGGCAGACUGGGGUCUUCCAGAAAAGCAUAGGAUUCAUUUGCAAACUUAACAGUUUUUUUAAGUAAAGAAAAUA